AUGCUCUGUCAAGACUCCGAGAUCAUCAUUGUCGGUGGUGGCGUGUUCGGACUGAGCACAUCGCUCUGGCUGGCCCGCGCGGGCUACAGGAACAUCACAAUUUAUGAUCGGUGCCCAUUCGAUAAGAACUUUUACAAUCCUUCUAAUGGUUGUGAUGGUGCUUCCGCCGACAUAAACAAGGUGUUUCGUAUGGCCUAUGCGGACAACGUCGAAUAUCAACAGCUGGCAAUAGAAGCCAGAGAUAUCUGGCAAGAAUGGACCGACAAAGUCAUGAGAAGUUCGGCAGCCGAGCUUCCUGAUGGUCUCACCCCGGAGGAUAAGCUGCUACAUGUCUGCGGAAGUUAUUUCCUCGGUGAAGGGACGGUGCUCCCGGACUACUACAAAGAAAGUCUGGCGAUGAUGGAGAAAACAGCGCCCGAGUUUCGAAAGAUGCAGUUUCUAAAGGUGGGCAAGGAUAACGCUGCAGAAGAAGAACGACUGAGGAAAAUUAGUGAAAAGUGGCUGGAGAAAUAUCAUAUAAUCGAUGGUAUUAACAAGGGUAACACCAAUGGGUUUAUUGACAUUCAGGGGGGAAUUACCAUCGCAGACAAGGCCUGUGUCUAUGCCAGGUUCCUGUGCGAACAAGCCGGCAUCAAAUUUGUCCUUGGAGACCCCCAGGGAAAGCUUUCUAACCUCAUAAUUGAAGAAAAUGGUGCGCAGAAAAGAGUCAAGGGUAUUAAGACAUACGACGGCCUAUUUCACUUUGGCGACCUGGUCAUUGUUGCUGCCGGGAGUUGGUCUGCAUCUAUUAUACCCGAGGCCCAUCUAACAGUGGAGGCGACUGCAGGAACGGUCAUGUUCAUUGACAUCCCGAAGGAGAGGCAAGAUUUGUGGAAGAAAUUCCAUUCAGAUAACUACCCCGUUUGGUCUUACCGCAGGGGUGAGGGAGAAAACUACUACCAAGGUGGUGGCUUUCCAAUCUCGAAAGAAGGUCGGCUCAAGUUUGGGUUCCGUGGGCGCAAGUUCACCAAUUACCAAGACCACCCUACUCAGCAAAAUCUUCGCAUUUCUAUCCCCCGAACCAAGUAUAGCAAGAACCCAAUUGACACCGUUCCACUGUAUGGACUCUCGCGUAUGAAGGAGGUCAUCCUCCAGGGAUUUCCAGAGCUGGCAGAGUUUGGAUUCACAGACAGCCGGGUAAUUUACUUCAGCAUAAUCCCGGACAAUAAUUAUGUCAUCGACUACGUGCCCAACUAUUCCGAUUCGCUCUUCAUUUGCACUGGAGGCUCUGGCCAUGCUUUCAAAUUCCUACCCAUUCUCGGCAGGCAUGUCAAGAACCAGCUAGAGCGGGUUCCCGACCAGUUCACCACAGCAUGGAAAUGGCGCGUCGCGGAAGAAGACAAGUCAAACAACGGGCUUUUAGAAGGUGAAACAGGCCCUAGAGAGAUGUCGAUGGUUCAAAUGGCCGAUCGUCGUGAAUUCCAGAUGAAGAAGUUCAGUGGAAGUGACGAUGCGGCAGCAACGGUCGUCCCUAGUAAAAAAUCACGGCUAUAG
Messenger RNA from Talaromyces rugulosus, 1533 nucleotides. RefSeq lists its product as uncharacterized. Lineage: Eukaryota; Fungi; Ascomycota; Eurotiomycetes; Eurotiales; Trichocomaceae. The coding region runs from base 1 to 1533 and encodes 510 amino acids. The record is from RefSeq and is a predicted model, not a curated record. The transcript is spliced from 13 exons. Gene Ontology annotation, molecular function: flavin adenine dinucleotide binding; sarcosine oxidase activity.